Molecule: messenger RNA, 1547 nt
Organism: Chelonus insularis
Lineage: Eukaryota; Metazoa; Arthropoda; Insecta; Hymenoptera; Braconidae
Product: L-lactate dehydrogenase-like
Exons: 6
Coding region: 236-1234 (332 amino acids)
Biological process (GO): lactate metabolic process; pyruvate metabolic process
Cellular component (GO): cytoplasm
Molecular function (GO): L-lactate dehydrogenase (NAD+) activity
Source: RefSeq, a predicted model, not a curated record
CACCUUCGAAUUCAGAAACUUAGGAACUGUCAACGAAGCCGGUUCAUUGGUCUGAAAGUGUAACAGUAGUAUUAUCUAUAAGUGAUUAAUUAUUUCAAUUUUUAUCAAUCUGUAAUCUGAAAAAAAUAGUACCCGAAUCUUGGGUUCAUUUGAAGACAUCAAAAUAUUGCAUCAUUUCCGAUGCGGUUAAAUACUUUGUUACAAGUUUAACAGUUUAUCUUAUCUAAACAGAAAAAUGGCAACUAUUCGAGAUAAAUUAUCAGCAGCAAUUGUACAGCCCAGCAGCAAUGGAAAAAAUAAAAUUACUGUCGUUGGUGUGGGGCAAGUCGGAAUGGCUUGUGCUUUCAGUAUUUUAACUAAGGGUGUUUCGAGUGACGUCGUAUUAGUUGAUGUGAUGAAAGAUAAGUUGAAGGGUGAAAUGAUGGAUCUACAGCAUGGAUCGACCUUUCUAAAAAACUGUCGUAUCAAUGCAAGUACUGAUUACAAAGUAACUGCCAAUUCAUGCUUGUGCGUUGUCACAGCAGGAGCAAGACAGCGUGAAGGAGAAACCCGUCUGGAUUUAGUACAGAGAAAUACGGAUAUCUUUAAAGGCAUCAUUCCUCAACUCGUCAAAUACAGUCCUAACACUAUCUUACUGAUUGUCUCAAAUCCUGUCGACAUUCUCACGUAUGUCGCCUGGAAACUAUCGGGGCUACCUAAACAUCGAGUUAUUGGUUCUGGAACUAAUCUUGAUUCUGCUAGAUUCCGUUUUCUCUUAUCACAAAAAUUAAAUGUCGCUCCAACUUCAUGUCAUGGAUGGAUUAUUGGAGAACAUGGUGAUACAAGUGUUCCAGUUUGGUCAGGAGUAAAUGUCGCUGGUGUUCGUCUUCGUGAUCUUGAUAAGAACGUUGGUACGGAUAAAGAUACUGAAGGCUAUGCAGAUAUUCAUAAGCAAGUUGUUGAAAGUGCUUAUGAAGUUAUUAAGCUAAAAGGAUAUACUUCUUGGGCUAUUGGUCUUAGUGUAGCUCAUCUCGUGUCAGCUAUUCUCAGAAAUUCUAGUCAAGUUCAUGCUGUUUCUACGAUGAUUAAGGGAUUUCAUGGUAUCACAGAAGAAGUUUUUCUAUCUCUACCUUGUACUUUAACCGAAAGUGGUGUCACACGUAUCGUUGAACAACACUUGACUGACGACGAACGAAAACUUCUCCACGAGUCAGCUAAAACUAUGCACAAAGUUCAGAGUGAACUUAAAUUCUAACAGAGUUAGAGCCUUUAUCAAGCUAUAAAUCGAUCCAGAAGUUACUGAGAUUUAUUACAUUCUAAUAUAAAUUUAUUGUGCUCUUUGUAAUCGGUGCUAUUUAUUUUUUGAUUAUAAAACAGUAUUGAAAAUGUGCAGGAAACAUUAAGAAGAAAGUACUAAAAAAACUAUAUUAAAAAAUUGUUUAUUAAUACACUACUAAUAAAAUUCAAAUAUAUUUUGUAAAGCUAUAUUCAACUAAACCACUAUUUCCAUGACAAGACACCAAUAUAUUUGUUGUAUUUACUUUAAAGUAUGAAAAAAAUUUUGCCUG